AUGGUCGUCAUCUCCUUCGACACCCGCCGAGUCGCCUGUCUUGACGCCAGCGACACUGAUAUCGGCAGGCCUCACCACACCCACCGCGGGGACGAGAGUUCCGCGAGGAGGAGGCAGGUCUUGGCAAAGCUCAGCAGGACACUGGGCGAGAACGUGCCACCCGAGCUGGUGUUUCCUGACCCCAAGGUCCUGGAUAUCCGGGCGUCCGCACCCGCAGUGGAAUCGGCCGCGCGCAAACCCCCACUUCGCAGAGCGAGCACUCUGUCGGCAGGAGUAUACGAAUCCGCACGUCCCACCAACCAGGCUUCCAGCGCGGAAUGGGCCAAGCUGAAGAGGAGGAAGAGCUCUGUCCGACCUUCGAUCGAUUCGUCUGCCACCGAGCGGUCGUAUCAGGUUGUGUCGCUGUCUCGUGAUCCUGCGAUCGCCACCGGCCCCGACGCGGCUGUACCCCGGAGCUGGGCUCCAGGCUAUACCAUGCACCGUGAAGAAGAGGGAUGGUCUGGGGAAUGGGGCGGUCGCGACGUCCGCUCCAUGGAUGAUGUCGUGCGCGGACUGCGCGGAUUGAAGCUCAAGUGA
Messenger RNA from Mycena citricolor, 576 nucleotides. The record is from the annotation of a GenBank genome assembly. Lineage: Eukaryota; Fungi; Basidiomycota; Agaricomycetes; Agaricales; Mycenaceae.